Molecule: messenger RNA, 1968 nt
Organism: Impatiens glandulifera
Lineage: Eukaryota; Viridiplantae; Streptophyta; Magnoliopsida; Ericales; Balsaminaceae
Product: shaggy-related protein kinase theta-like
Exons: 13
Coding region: 284-1678 (464 amino acids)
Biological process (GO): signal transduction; protein phosphorylation
Cellular component (GO): cytoplasm
Molecular function (GO): ATP binding; protein serine/threonine kinase activity
Source: RefSeq, a predicted model, not a curated record
AGUUGCAACAGAAGGAGGUUUUAGAGAGAGAAAGAGGGCGGAGCUGGGAGAGAGAAAUCAAUUUUCUUUCGAUUUUCCAGCCUUCCUUCUUCUUCUUCUUCUUCCUCUCCCUGUAGAACCGCGGAGGAGAUACAGAGAGAGAGAGAGAGGUAGGAAUUGAGUCGCCUUUUUGUUUUAUAUCAAAUCUCUUGAUAAUGUCAGUGUUAUGAUCUUUGGAGAGAUUUGAGAGAGAGAGAUUGAAAAAUAAGAGACAUUAGUUAGGGUUUCUGAUCUCGAUUUCAUAAUGAAUGUCAUGCGUCGCCUCAAGAGCAUUGCCUCCGGCCGUACCUCAAUUUCCGAUCCGGCUGAGGAUCCUAACAUUGGCAAGGUGAAGGUUGAUCAAGAGGUAGAACAGAGGGGAUUGGGAACCAAUUAUUUGGAGGAGGAAGCUGCAAGCCACGCUGAUCAAAAUAUUUCAAUUGCUCAAGAAGCUGUUGCAAGCACAUCCAAUGAUUCCUCUAUUGCUCAAACUGAUAAAUCUGGUUAUGAUGAGCUUCCGAAAGAAAUGCAUGAAAUGAAAAUCAAGGGAGACAGAGUUGAUGAUAAUGACAUGGAAACUGUUGUUUCUGGUAGUGGAACAGAAAAAGGUCAAAUAAUUGUCACAACAAUGGGUGGUCGAGAUGGACAUGAGAAACAGACAAUUUCGUACAUGACAGAGCGUGUGGUCGGCACUGGCUCAUUUGGUGUUGUUUACCAGGCGAAGUGCUUGGAAACUAGUGAAGCUGUGGCAAUAAAGAAGGUGUUGCAGGAUAAGAGAUACAAGAAUAGGGAACUUCAGAUUAUGCGCUUGCUCGAUCAUCCUAAUGUUCUUAAGCUAAAAUCAUGUUUCUUCUCUACCACCGAUAAUGAUGAUGUGUAUCUUAAUCUUGUCAUGGAAUAUGUACCUGAAACUGUCUAUCGAGUUUCAAGGCACUACAGUAGAAUAAAUCAGUACAUGCCCAUGAUUUAUGUGCAAUUAUACACAUAUCAGAUAUGUCGUGCUCUUAAUUAUAUACACAAUGUAAUUGGAGUGUGUCACCGUGAUAUUAAACCACAAAAUUUACUGGUCAAUUCCCAUUCUCAUGAGCUAAAAAUAUGUGAUUUUGGGAGUGCAAAGAUGUUGGUUCCUGGUGAACCCAACAUAUCAUAUAUCUGCUCCAGGUAUUACAGGGCACCUGAACUGAUUUUUGGAGCUACAGAGUACACAACAGCAAUCGAUAUGUGGUCUGCAGGGUGUGUUUUGGCCGAGCUACUUCUUGGACAACCACUGUUUCCUGGAGAAAGUGGGGUUGAUCAGCUGGUGGAGAUCAUUAAGAUUCUUGGAACACCAACCAGAGAGGAAAUUAAAUGCAUGAAUCCAAAUUACAAUGAGUACAAGUUUCCUCAGAUUAAGGCUCACCCAUGGCACAAGAUAUUUCAAAAAAGACUGCCACCUGAAGCUGUGGAUCUGGUGUCACGGUUACUUCAGUAUUCACCAAAGCUACGUUGCACACCUCUGGAGGCAUGUGCACACCCUUUCUUCAAUGAUAUAAGACAAGCAAAUUUAUGUUUGCCUAGUGGUCGACCCCUUCCUUCUCUAUUCAAUUUCACAGCACAAGAGUUGGUAGGCGUUUCUCCUGAAUUGCGUCAACAACUUAUUCCUGAACACUUGAGGAAAUAAUCGGAGCUGGUGAAGCAGUUAUUAUACUGCUUAUGGGAGAGGAGGGGAUGUAAAGGAGGCUCUUUUUUUUUUUUAUUAAAAUUUUCAUUUGGGGAUACUAGUUGAGGGAAGGGAGAGCAGCUACCUAAGAAGGGGCAACAUCCUUUAAGGAGAUGUGGGGGUGGAUUUAAGCUGUAGGUGGCACCUGUUACCUUUUAUUUUUUAUUUUAUUUUAUAAUUUCCUCGUUUGGUUGUUGUAUAUGUAACUUUGUGUACUAUUUAGGUGAGUUAUCAAUUGUUUUUUUCUUCAA